This is a messenger RNA of Lotus japonicus, 1636 nucleotides long. Its product is annotated as serine--glyoxylate aminotransferase. The transcript has 6 exons. Gene Ontology annotation, cellular component: peroxisome. Bases 284 to 1489 code for a protein of 401 amino acids. Gene Ontology annotation, molecular function: L-serine:pyruvate transaminase activity; L-alanine:glyoxylate transaminase activity. NCBI's taxonomy places the organism in Eukaryota, Viridiplantae, Streptophyta, Magnoliopsida, Fabales, Fabaceae. The record is from RefSeq and is a predicted model, not a curated record.
CUUUAUCCAUUCUCAGCCUAGUUUCUCCCUCUUAUCUGCUACUUGUGUCCUGACUUGGCCCCAUCAUAGCAUUUGAUUGGUUCUCCCGCCUUCUUGAUUAUAAAAAAUGAUUUUUUUCACUUCCAAUUAUAUAAUAAGGUUCUGCUAAGUGCAGAUAGCACUGACACAGUUCAUCCUUCCUUCUGCCAUAUUCCACUGAUUCUCCUCUCCAAAGGUGAUUCUUUGGUGAGGAAAGCCAAGAUUUGCUUGAAUUCAAAGAGGUUGAAUUUUCAAACAGGGGAAAAUGGACUAUUUUAAUGCACCAGGAAGACACCAUCUCUUUGUUCCAGGGCCAGUUAACAUCCCUGAACAGGUUAUUCGGGCUAUGAACCGAAACAAUGAGGACUACCGUGCUCCGGCGAUUCCAGCUUUGACAAAAACUCUGCUUGAGGAUGUCAAGAAGAUUUUCAAGACUACUACUGGAACACCAUUUCUUAUCCCUACAACUGGUACUGGUGCUUGGGAGAGUGCUCUGACAAACACACUGUCUCCUGGGGAUCGCACUGUAUCAUUCCUGAUUGGCCAGUUCAGUUUGCUUUGGAUUGAUCAGCAGCAACGCCUUAACUUCAAUGUUGAUGUUGUCGAAAGUGAAUGGGGCCGGGGUGCCGAUCUUGAUGUUCUGGAAUCAAAACUUGCUUCAGAUUCUGCACACACUAUUAAGGCAAUUUGCAUUGUUCACAAUGAGACAGCAACUGGGGUCACCAAUGACUUGUCCAAAGUGAGAAAACUCCUUGAUGCCUACAAUCAUCCAGCCCUCCUCAUUGUUGAUGGAGUGUCUUCCAUUUGUGCUCUCGAUUUCCGCAUGGAUGAAUGGGGAGUAGAUGUGGCCAUAACUGGCUCCCAGAAAGCCCUUUCCCUUCCUACCGGGAUGGGAAUUGUGUGUGCAAGCCCUAAAGCUCUUGAGGCUUCAAAAUAUGCUAAAUCACUCAGAGUUUUCUUUGACUGGAAGGACUACCUGAAGUUCUACGAGAUGGGAACCUAUUGGCCAUACACUCCUUCUAUUCAGUUGCUGUAUGGUCUCAGAACAGCUCUUGAUCUGCUUUUUGAGGAGGGACUUGAAAAUGUGUUUGCAAGGCACAAACGUUUAGGUAAAGCAACCAGAAUUGCUGUUGAGGCAUGGGGUUUGAAGAAUUGCACCCAAAAGGAAGAGUGGUUCAGUGACACAGUGACUGCUGUGGUUGUUCCUCCUUACAUUGAUGGUGCUGAAGUAGUUAAAAGGUCAUGGAAGAGAUACAAUAUGAGCUUAGGUCUGGGACUAAACAAGGUUGCUGGGAAAGUUUUCAGAAUUGGACAUCUUGGAAACUUGAAUGAGUUGCAACUCUUGGGUGCUCUUGCUGGUGUAGAGAUGAUUCUCCAAGAUGUGGGUUAUCCUGUAAAGCUUGGAAGUGGAGUUGCUGCUGCCAGUGCAUACUUGCAGAACACUAUCCCUAUGAUCCCUUCCAGGAUUUAAGUCACAAGCAAUUCUUGUCACUAUUUACAUUUCUGCUCAUUCAGGUUUUCUGUAAAAAUAAAAUACAUAUUAUACCCUUUUGCACUCUUUUGAAUAUGAACAACAUAUUUGGGGUAUUUCUAGUUUUAAUGCAUUGUUUCUUUCAUA